AUGAAUCUUUCCGUAACUACUCCUUACAAUGCUGAUUUUGACGGAGAUGAAAUGAAUUUGCAUUUACCACAGUCGUUAGAAACAAGAGCGGAGAUUGAGGAGAUUGCAAUGGUGCCAAGGCAACUUAUCACUCCACAGUCAAAUAAACCUGUAAUGGGUAUCGUGCAGGACACAUUAUGCGCAGUGCGAAUGAUGACAAAGCGAGAUGUUUAUAUUGACUAUCCCCGUAUGAUGGAUCUACUCAUGUACUUACCAACUUGGGAAGGCAAAGUUCCACAGCCAGCCAUUAUGAAACCGAAACCGUUGUGGACGGGAAAACAGCUUUUUUCGCUUAUCAUUCCCGGAAACGUGAAUGUGCUGAGAACACAUAGCACCCAUCCAGACGACGAGGACAGUGGUCCUUAUAAAUGGAUCUCGCCUGGUGAUACGAAGGUGUUGGUCGAACAUGGAGAACUAAUUUCUGGUAUUAUUUGCUCAAAAACAGUUGGGCGUUCUGCUGGUAACCUUCUUCACGUCGUUGCUCUUGAGCUUGGACAUGAGGUGGCCGCUAAAUUCUAUUCACAUAUUCAAACCGUCAUAAAUGCAUGGUUGCUAGGAGAGGGCCACACUAUUGGCAUAGGUGAUACCAUCGCCGAUCAAGCAACAUAUCGCGACAUCCAGGAUUCGAUUCGAAAAGCGAAGCUUGAUGUGAUUGACGUCAUUGAAAAAGCUCACAAUGAUGAUCUUGAACCAACGCCUGGUAAUACGCUGCGUCAGACUUUUGAAAAUAAAGUGAACAGAAUUUUGAACGACGCUCGUGAUAAAACAGGAAGCUCAGCCCAAAAGUCUCUGUCCGAUUUCAACAACUUCAAAUCCAUGGUAGUAUCUGGCUCGAAAGGAUCUAAAAUUAAUAUCUCCCAGGCAAGUGGAUGUAUCGUACAUUUUAUACUGCCAUACUUAUCUAUCAAUUCUCAGGUCAUUGCUUGUGUCGGCCAACAGAACGUUGAAGGAAAGCGUAUUCCAUUCGGUUUCCGUCAUCGGACGUUGCCGCACUUCAUUAAGGAUGACUAUGGGCCAGAAUCGAAAGGGUUUGUGGAAAACUCCUAUCUUGCUGGACUGACUCCUGCUGAAUUCUUCUUCCACGCUAUGGGAGGUCGUGAGGGUCUAAUUGAUACUGCCGUAAAAACGGCCGAAACUGGAUACAUCCAGCGUCGUUUGAUCAAAGCUAUGGAGAGCGUUAUGGUCAAUUACGAUGGAACGGUGCGAAACUCGUUGGCACAAAUGAUCCAGCUGAGAUAUGGAGAAGAUGGAUUAGAUGGCAUGUGGGUAGAAAAUCAGAGCAUGCCUACUAUGAAGCCAACAAACGCGUUGUUUGAACGAGAUUUCAAGGUAUUUUUUACUGGUCAAACUGUGACAAAAAAA
Cylicostephanus goldi is the source of this 1401-nucleotide messenger RNA. Lineage: Eukaryota; Metazoa; Nematoda; Chromadorea; Rhabditida; Strongylidae. The record is from the annotation of a GenBank genome assembly.